This is a messenger RNA of Culicoides brevitarsis, 2985 nucleotides long. RefSeq names its product glutamate receptor ionotropic, kainate 2-like. Gene Ontology annotation, cellular component: plasma membrane; postsynaptic density membrane. The record is from RefSeq and is a predicted model, not a curated record. The coding region runs from base 242 to 2974 and encodes 910 amino acids. NCBI's taxonomy places the organism in Eukaryota, Metazoa, Arthropoda, Insecta, Diptera, Ceratopogonidae. The transcript is spliced from 12 exons. Gene Ontology annotation, molecular function: signaling receptor activity; ligand-gated monoatomic ion channel activity. Gene Ontology annotation, biological process: monoatomic ion transport.
GCCAGAUAACGAAAAGUGAAAAAAAAAAGAAAAAAAAAAGUUUUUAAUAUUCACGACGAACGAAACGCUUGAAUUGAACGGAAAAUGAACAAAGAAAACGUGUGACAACGGAUUUUUUUUCCCAUUCGUGCAACAUCAAACGUCGAUAAAAAACGACAUCUUCUCACGUAGCGCGCAUCGCAUCACAACGGAAAAGGCGGAAGUUGAGGCAGAGAAGCAAAGAUAGAAGAAAGACGACAAAAUGACAAUCACACAGAUCGAUUUUCUAUUAAUACUGAGUUGCUGCGGCGUUGUCGUCAAUCAGUGCAACGCAUUGCCACAAGUCAUAAAAAUUGCGGCAAUUUUCGAGAAAGAAUUAGCAGGAAGCGCCAUGGAGCACGUCUUUCGGUACACCGUGCACAAAAUCAAUCAAGAUAAGAGCAUCCUGCCAGCGACGCAGCUUGCGCACGACAUCCAGUACGUCAGCAGGAACGAUUCCUUUCAUGCGGGCAAAACGGUGUGUUCGCAACUGAAUGCCGGCGCUCAAGCAAUUUUCGGACCGUGUGACUCGAUGUUGGCGACACACGUGCAAUCCAUUUGCGAUGCAUUGGAUAUUCCGCAUCUCGAAUGGCGACUGGACUACGACAACGGCGGCAAGGAAUUUUCCGUUAAUUUGUAUCCGUCACAGACACUAAUGAACAAGGCGAUGCAGGAUCUCAUCAACUAUUUAAAUUGGACGCGUGUUGCUGUUAUCUACGAGCAAAAUCACGGUCUAACAAAACUCCGAGAAUUGAUGCGAUUACCCGGAUUAGAAGUGUUCGUACGUCAAGUCGAGCCGCAUACGUACCUUUCUGUUUUGCGUGAGAUAAAAGAGAAGGAAUAUUACAACCUUAUCAUCGACACCAAUCCGGAUUUCAUGAAUGAAUUUUUGAAAGGCAUCCUCCAACUGCAGAUGAACGAGUACAAAUACCACUAUUUUUUCACGUCAUUCGAUAUCGAGACAUUCGAAAUCGAGGAUUUCAAGUAUAAUUUCGUUAAUAUCACCGCUUUCCGGCUCGUCGACUUGUCAGACAUCGGCGUAAAGGAUUUGGUGAAAGACAUGGAGCGCUACUACCACUUUCGGAAUAUCUCAAUAUUCGACACGAAUCAUUACAUCAAGACAAAAUCUGCUUUGAUAUAUGAUGCGGUGUACGUGUUCGCCAUUGCGCUGCACAGUCUCGUUGAAGGCCUCGAGCUAUCGAACAAAUUGCGAUCGAACGUAUCGUGCAGCAAGGAAACGCCGUGGAACGGAGGCCUCAGUCUGGUCAAUUACAUAAAUGGGGUCGAAUGGAAAGGCUUGACAGGUCCCAUUGAGUUCAAAGAAGGACGUCGCAUCAAAUUCAAACUCGAUCUGAUAAAAUUAAAGCACAAUUCGGUCGUUAGUGUGGGCGAAUGGUUGCCAGACAUCGGCUUGAAUGUCACAGAUCGUUCGGCAUUCUUCGAAAGUAGCACCAUAAAUGUCAACUUGGUCGUCAUUACGAUUCUCGAAACGCCAUAUGUGAUGAUGCAUGACUCGAAAAAUUACACAGGCAAUGCCAGAUUUUACGGAUUUUGUGUCGAUAUUUUGGAUAGAGUGGCACAACAAGUUGGGUUCGAUUACAUUUUGGAUCUUGUGCCGGACAGGAAGUAUGGCGCGAAGGAUCCUGUCACGGGAGAAUGGAAUGGAAUGGUGCAUCAGUUGAUGAAACAUAAAGCUGAUCUCGCCGUUGGCAGCAUGACAAUCAAUUACGCCCGCGAAAGUGUCAUCGACUUCACAAAGCCUUUCAUGAACUUAGGCAUCAGCAUCUUAUUCAAAGUUCCCGCGAGUCCUCCAAGUCGCUUAUUCUCCUUCAUGAAGCCUUUGAGCAACGAAAUCUGGAUCUGCGUCUUUUUCUCGUACAUUUUAGUCUCAAUUACCGUUUAUAUCGUUGCUCAUUUCUCCCCGAACGAAUGGCGAAAUCCUCAUCCGUGCGAAAUUGAAAAUAAUUUGGUCGAGAAUCAAUUUAGCAUUUCCAAUAGCUUUUGGUUUACAAUUGGAACUCUCAUGCAAACUGGCUCAGAUUUGAAUCCUCAAGCAACGAGCACGAGAAUCGUUAGCGGGAUUUGGUGGUUUUUCACGUUGAUCAUGAUUUCGUCUUAUACAGCGAAUUUGGCAGCUUUUUUGACGGUUGAACGAAUGAUCACUCCGAUCGAAAAUGCUGAAGAUCUUGCCUCUCAAACGGAGAUCGCCUAUGGAACGCUUGAUUCUGGUUCAACAAUGACCUUUUUUCAGGAUUCUUUGAUCGAAACUUACAAGAAAAUGUGGCGUUUCAUGGAAAAUCGAAAGCCAACUGUCUUUACUUCGACCUAUGAAGAGGGAAUUCGUCGAGUUCUUCAAGGCAAUUAUGCGUUUUUGAUGGAAUCAACAAUGUUGGAUUACGUUUCUCAACGAGAUUGCAACCUUACACAGAUCGGAGGGCUUUUAGAUACGAAAGGUUAUGGCAUCGCAACGAGCAAAGGAAGUCCCUGGCGUGACAAAAUUUCAUUGGCAAUUCUCGAAAUGCAAGAAAAAGGCGAGAUCCAAAUGCUUUACGACAAAUGGUGGAAGAAGCGAGGCGUCACGUGCGAGCGCGAAGAUAAAAAUAAAAACCACAAAACAGCAAAUGCGCUCGGCGUAGAUAACAUUGGCGGCGUUUUUGUCGUUCUCUUAUGUGGCUUAGCUUUAGCUGUAACGAUCGCCAUUCUCGAAUUUUGCCAAAAAUCCAACAAAGAUGCGUAUAACGACCCGUUGGCGAUGCUGAAUCAACGACAAUCUUUAUGCGCGGAAAUGACGGAGGAACUUUGUUUCGCCCUUUGUGGACCAAAUUCCCAAAAACGCCCGGCAUUGAAGCGAAAAUGCUCAAAAUGCAUGGAAAAUAAAGCGUUAAAUGGUCAAAAUCACGCGAUGAAUUACAAUAGUAGCAAUCGUAGAGAGUCAAAUAUGAAGAUGAUCAAUUAGAUUGAUGUCCA